Molecule: messenger RNA, 462 nt
Organism: Bipolaris zeicola 26-R-13
Lineage: Eukaryota; Fungi; Ascomycota; Dothideomycetes; Pleosporales; Pleosporaceae
Exons: 3
Coding region: 1-462 (153 amino acids)
Source: RefSeq, a predicted model, not a curated record
AUGAUCCCGCCGAUACCAAGUGCAGUCGAGCGCAUCUUGUUCAUCCUCGUACUGGCCAUAUCGAUCACAAACAUCGUCCUCGGCUUUGCGUCCAAGAACAAGGAGUCUGCUCUACACAACAUCUCAGGAAGUUCAUUGCCAUUGAUCACCGACAUUCUCCUUGCGAUCUGGGUACUCUUCGGCGUUCUAUACACCAGCAUCACACAUCGUUACACGCAGUCAAAGCCUUUCCGGGCAGCCACCAACCUAGCUACCGCACUCCUGAUGACCGCCUUCUUCAUAUCGUACCUCAAGUUCGACCUUUCUGACUGGCCCAUCUGGGGUCCACUCGCUAUGGUUCUCGGUGUUGUUGCUAGAGCAGGUAUGGAAGCAAUCUACAGUAGUGCUGACUGCGACAUGGUGAAAGGCUUCUGGAAUAGCCAUGCGAUGACAUGCCUUCAGCGGUCCCGCUCCGUCGAGUAA